GUGUUUUGUCCUGCUGUACCCCUCCACCCUGCAGAUUGCCCCUCCCUCACAGUACAGGUGGUUACAUGGUGUGGUAACACGCCCUCUCCCGCUUUAUCCCCCUUUUCUCUCCUCCCCUUCUCCUCCCCUUCUCCUGGUGUAUAGCAGUCAGCCCAGACAAUCGUGGUCUCAGUCUAGUCAACUAGAGAGAGAAUACAGCACAAGACCUCUGGAGUACCACUGGCAACGGGACGUUUUUUUCUGGAUCAGUUUGCUUUCACAUACAUACACACUCACAUUUACAUACAUACACACUCACAUUUACAUACAUACACACUCACAUUUACAUACAUACACACUCACAUUUACAUACAUACACACUCACAUUUACAUACACAAUCACAUUUACAUACAUACACACUCACAUUUACAUACAUACACACUCACAUUCACACUUUCUUCCACACACACAGACUCGAAGCGACAGCAUGUUGGUGAACAGGGUCUGGCAUGUGGUGUGUGUGCUCUGCUGUGUGUGUGUGUCGGUGUGUGUGAACACAGAGGAAUAUGAAGUGAACUACACAGACAACUACGAAAACGAGAUUACACAGGACCAACAGGACGGGGACUCCCCUGUGACUACCUGCCAGGCUACAGAGCUCUCUCGCUGGAACAAACUCUUUGUGGCUCUGGAGGACUCCCACCAGAGGGAUAUGAUGCUGAUGGAAGCCCUGGAGCAACGCUGUGGAACCCCAGGAGUCUGCCAGCAGUGCCUGCCCGCCAUCGAGGCAGUUUGCCGGGGGCAGGCAGAGCAGGCGAGCCCCAGGCUCCAUCGAGGCCUAGUGGAGCUGAAGGAGGAGGUAACAGAACGAGAGGGGAGGAUGAAUUCUUCACUACAGCAGAUCAGACAGGAGGGAGCAGAAAGUUAUGGGAGGAUGAUGGCUGUGUUACAUCAUCUCCUUCAGAACAGCAAAGAGCAGAACCAUAGACUACAUCGAUUGGAGGAGAGUAAGCUGAGAGGGGAGGUAACAGAAGGGGCUGGAUCUAUAGGAGCCGGGCAUAGAGAAGCAGAGCCAAUCAGGACAGGGCAUAAAGAGAGUGGGUUUAGGGGAGGGGCUUAGUGGGACAGGUGGACCAAUAGGGACGAGGCCUGGCAGUGUAGGGGCGGGUCUCGGACUGGGUUUGGGCAUGAAGCUGUUCAUGCACAAAGAAACAGGAAGUGACAUCAUCGCCAUCACCGGACCCGGGAAAGAUUGAGCGGCCUCUGGUUGCUAUAGCGAUGGAAAAGCAGAAGGUGCCGACCCAGCUGGGCCUAAUAUCCUCUGUAGGGAACGAAGGAUAAAAAAAGACGAGGAGAAAUGAAAGGAAGGAUGUCUGAUGGAUAUUGUCCUCUAUCAGGGACUGAAUUAAAACUACAUUAGUAAAGCUAAACAAUUGCCUUGAAAUAUGUUUAGUAAUCUUUUUAAAUUCUGUAUAAUUAAAGGAAACGCUCUGUGACUCUAAAUG
Salvelinus fontinalis (brook trout) is the source of this 1485-nucleotide messenger RNA. RefSeq lists its product as uncharacterized. The coding region runs from base 468 to 1100 and encodes 210 amino acids. The transcript has 2 exons. The record is from RefSeq and is a predicted model, not a curated record. NCBI's taxonomy places the organism in Eukaryota, Metazoa, Chordata, Actinopteri, Salmoniformes, Salmonidae. Gene Ontology annotation, biological process: innate immune response. Gene Ontology annotation, molecular function: complement component C1q complex binding.